ACUGACGCUUGAUUUCACUGCUGUGAUUGCGUCUCUGAAUUCUCACCGUAAAAUGGCAGAAGCUAGAAUUUUUCAAGAAGAGUUCACAUGUCCUGUGUGUCUGGAUCUCUUGAAGGACCCGGUGACUAUUCCCUGUGGACACAGUUACUGUAAGAGCUGCAUUACAGGCUGUUGGGAUCAGGAAGAGGAGAAGAGAGUCUACAGCUGCCCUCAGUGUAGAGAAACCUUCAGGCCAAGACCUGCUUUAGCUAAAAACACCAUUCUGGCAGAAAUGGUGGAGAAACUGAAGAAGACCAGACCUGCUGCUGACUGUUAUGCUGGAGCUGGAGAUGUGCAGUGUGAUGUCUGUACUAAACGAAAGUACAAAGCCAUCAAAUCCUGCCUGGUGUGUCUGGAAUCUUACUGUCGAACUCAUUUUGAGCGUCAUGAGGAGUUUCACUCUUGUAAGCCACACAAAAUGAUUGAUGCCACUGAACGACUGCAGGACAUGAUCUGCCGUAAAACCAUCUAUAACCAUAAAAACCACACAACUGUGUCAUCCGCAGCACAGAGGACAGAGAAACAGAAAGAGCUGAAGGAGAUGCAGAUGAAGCUCCAGCAGAGAGUUCUGCAGAGACAGAAAGAUCUUCUGCGGCUGAGAGAGGCUGUGGAGUCUCACAAGCGUUCUGCACAGACAGCAGUGGAGGACACUGAGAAAAUCUUUACUGAGCUCAUCCGCUCCAUUGAGAGACGAUGCUCUGAGCUUACACAGAUGAUCAGAGAUCAGCAUAAGACUGCAGUGAGUGAAGCUGAAGGACUGAUGGAGCGACUGGAGCAGGAGAUUGAUCGUCUGAGGAGAAGAGACGCUGAGCUGGAACAGCUUUCACACACACAGGAUCACAUCCAUUUCCUGCAGAGUUUCCAGUCUCUCUCAGUUCCUCCUGAAACUACAGAUGCUUCCUUCAGUUCUAUAUUAACGUUUGAUGGCCUGAGAGAAUCUGUGCAUCGGCUGAAAGUCAAAGUGGAGUAUUACUGCAAAGAGCAGAUCAAGAAGAUCACUGACCGAGUUAAACUCACCAGCACUAUCACCAAAAACAGGAAUGACUUCUUACAAUAUUCUCAGCAGUUCACUCUGGAUCUGAACACCGUGAAUAAAUACCUCUAUCUAUCAGAAAACAACAGAGUGGUUACUCGCACUGGCAAAUUCCGGUUGUAUCCUGAUCAUCCAGACAGAUUUGAAGAGCUGUGGCAAGUGUUGUGUAGAGAGAGUGUGUGUGGAUGCUGUUACUGGGAGAUCGAGUGGAGUGGAUGUGUGUUUAUAUCAGUGUCAUAUAAGAGCAUCAGCCGGGAUAAUGGAGAUUAUGAAUGUGGAUUUGGACAUAAUGAUCAAUCCUGGAGUCUGAUUUGUUGUCCAUCCAGAUACUCAUUCAGACACAAUAACAUAAAGAUUGAUCUCCCUGUAAAGACCAUCAGCAGUAAAGUAGGAGUGUAUGUGGAUCACAGUGCAGGAAUUCUGUCCUUCUACAGUGUCUCUGAUACAAUGCGCCUCAUCCACACAGUUCAGACCACAUUCACUGAGCCAAUCUGUCCUGGAUUUUAUGUUCAUAUUGGAUCAUCUGUGGAACUGUGUUCAUGAACCAGUAUAGAUUAUAGAGGGAUUCUACCCAUAAUUCUUUGAGCUGCAUGAUGAAUCAAAAGAUGAGUGGUUGGAGUCUCUUAUUUUAUCAUCAUUAUAU
Molecule: messenger RNA, 1715 nt
Organism: Danio aesculapii
Lineage: Eukaryota; Metazoa; Chordata; Actinopteri; Cypriniformes; Danionidae
Product: tripartite motif-containing protein 16-like
Exons: 6
Coding region: 53-1615 (520 amino acids)
Molecular function (GO): protein binding
Source: RefSeq, a predicted model, not a curated record